Lachancea nothofagi CBS 11611 is the source of this 396-nucleotide messenger RNA. The record is from the annotation of a GenBank genome assembly. Lineage: Eukaryota; Fungi; Ascomycota; Saccharomycetes; Saccharomycetales; Saccharomycetaceae.
AUGUCAGGAAAAGGUGGUAAAGCUGGUUCCGCUGCUAAGGCUUCGCAAUCUAGAUCGGCCAAAGCUGGUUUGACUUUCCCAGUCGGUAGAGUCCACAGACUCUUGAGAAGAGGUAACUACGCACAGAGAGUCGGUUCAGGUGCUCCAGUGUACAUGACCGCGGUUUUGGAAUACUUGGCCGCCGAAAUUCUAGAAUUGGCUGGUAAUGCCGCCAGAGACAACAAGAAGACCAGAAUCAUCCCACGUCACUUGCAAUUAGCCAUCAGAAACGAUGACGAGUUGAACAAGCUGCUGGGAAAUGUUACAAUCGCCCAAGGUGGUGUUUUGCCCAACAUUCACCAGAAUCUAUUGCCAAAGAAGUCCGGCAAGCCUGGAAAGGCCUCUCAAGAACUAUGA